Messenger RNA from Drosophila hydei, 1160 nucleotides. RefSeq lists its product as uncharacterized. The record is from RefSeq and is a predicted model, not a curated record. The transcript has 5 exons. NCBI's taxonomy places the organism in Eukaryota, Metazoa, Arthropoda, Insecta, Diptera, Drosophilidae. Bases 1 to 1143 code for a protein of 380 amino acids.
AUGGUCGCCGCGAGCAGAUUGUUUGUGGAGCAGCUCAGCUGGCGCAGCUGCAAUGAGCUGGUGCAUCCGCAUAGCUGCCGGCGUGCCGCCUGGCAGAAUCUCUAUCGCUUCGCCUGGUCGAACUUGAAGUAUUAUCUGCCCAUGGUCAUACUGGAUCUGCUGAGGCGUGCGCUGCGUGGCACCCACCUGCUGCAGUUGCUCCGCGAUGCACUGCUCUAUUAUGCACAGUUGGUGUUCGGUGGCCUGGUCAAUGGUUGCCUGACAGCAGGCUUCAUUUGCUUGCUGCGUCACCUGCUGGGCGAGUUCCGGCCGCAUACGCUCCUAUUUGUGCCUGCCCUGUUGGGCGGCGCCUUCGUUGCUCUGGUGCCCAUUCGAGUCAAGGAACUGCAGCACACGGUCCUCUUUCAAGCUCUAAUCGAAAGCCUGCUGCUGCAGCGCUCCAAUCCGCUGACCAAGGCGCUGGCCUCGUCCCGUUGGCUGCAAACCCUGCUCUUCAUGGCCUGCAGCGCCAUCAUCAUGCUGGGCAAGCAGCGGCAGUGGCACAGAGGUUUCUGGUUCGUAAUGCCCGACUCUCUGCAAUCGGAAAAGAGCUCCAAGAGCGCCACACAAUAUGUUGUUCAGGGCAUGCGUAAGUAUUUGCUCAUUGGUCUCGCCUUGGACAUCUUCAGGGCUCUGAUAAGCUGCAUUAAGACGGGUCGCUGGCAUCUGAAGCAGCUGAGCUUGGAGUCUAUGGCUUGGUUGGGCUGUUACGUGGGCAUCUAUCGGACUACCCUAUGCUAUAUGCAAAGCAAAACGGAUGUCGGCCAGACACUACAGCAAAUCGUGUCCAGCUUUCUGGGGGGGCUCAGUUUUGUUUGCUAUCCAAAGCUGACCAUAUUGAGCUAUGCACUGCUGGAGGCGGGUCGCUCGCUGUGGGGCAAGUAUCACAGGAAACGGCGAAAGUCACGUUUUGGCUAUAGCGAUCUGGUCUAUCCCCUGGUGCUGGCCUACCUGAUACACACCUAUACCUUCCAUCCGAAGAGGGUUAGCGCCAUAACGGGCAUAAUUAUUGACAGCACGACUGCCAAUUACGCCGGUAACAUAAGCAAACGCCUACAACAGCUGCAGCGGCAACCGGCUAGAUGGCAUGGCAAAUGGAUUUAAUUAUAAUUUUUAAUGCA